AAUUUCCCCUCUCGUGUGGUUUUGCUUUCAUUUAUGCGGAAACCGUGCAAAUGACUACUCUUUUUUUUUUAAAAUUUGCCAGAAUUUAUUCUUAAAAUUUCAAUUAAAUGAAAUGUGUCUGUUAAAUGUGGAACCGAUUUAAGAUUUUAUAAACAAACUCAGAAUAAUUAAUGAAUUAUUAUUUGCAAUAUUAUUUCUUUUUCAUGUUCGUCUUGUUUUUCAUACCAGACAGUUAUAUUUGUGUUUUAUUUUUUUUUUGUAUCAGGGUUGAACCUGCGUGUAGGUAGUUCAAUAAUGAGGAAGUUACCCGAGUUAAAUAUAACCACUCUCACUUGCCUUUAUGGUUUUGUGUUUUCAUGGUCAAAGAAAAAAAAAAAAAAACAAAUGUUUAACAUGUGCUCAGAAAUUCGUCUCCAGAGUCAAGCAGCAGAGUUUAAAAACCGUAGACGGAUCGGCAGGCUGUGAUGCCAGAGCCCAAUAAAAAGAUGGCAAGAAGGAUCAUCGUCCUUAAAAUAGCCAUCCUUCUCCUUUUCUGUCCAUCUGCUUGCUCGGAAACCGAAUGGUACCCCAAAAGUCUGCAAUGUGACGUGUCAAGGCUUAGCAAUGACAGCGAAGUGAAAGUGGACUGCACCAGCAGAGGAUUAACGUCGAUUCCUCCAGGAAUUCCGUCCAAUACCACCAACCUGACGCUUACCAUCAACCACAUUCCUCACAUCAACGGCACCUCUUUCCUCGGCCUGAGCAACAUCACCGAGAUCGACAUGCGCUGCAACUGCGUGCCCAUCAAGAUCGGCCCGAAAGACCACGUGUGCACAAAAAGUGUGCAAAUCGAUAAUGGAAGCUUCUGGCAACUUAAGACUCUCAAGUCGCUUUACCUGGACGGAAAUCAGCUCUUCAGCAUCCCUAAAGGACUUCCUCCGAACGUCGUGCUCCUCAGCCUUGAGGUCAACAGCAUUUCUUCAAUUCUGAAGGAAAAUCUCACGGAGCUUACCAACAUCGAGAUCCUGUACCUUGGCCAGAACUGUUACUUCCGAAACCCAUGCAAUAGAUCUUAUUAUGUUGAGGAGGACGCUUUUUUGCAGCUUGACAAAUUGACUUUGCUGUCGCUUAAGUCAAACAAUUUGUCUUAUGUGCCUCACAAACUACCGUCGAGUCUCAGGGAGCUCUACUUAUACAACAAUAACAUACAGAAGGUAGUAGCGGAGGAUUUUCACAACUUGACCGAGUUAGAGAUCCUGGAUUUGAGUGGAAACUGUCCCCGCUGUUAUAACGCGCCUUUCCCGUGCGUUCCUUGUGCUAACGAUGCUCCUCUUCAGAUUCAUGAACACUCCUUCCUCAAUUUGACCAAACUUAAAAUUCUGCGGCUUCACAGCAACUCUCUCACUACUGUGCAAUCACAAUGGUUUCAAGGCUGCAAAGAACUUCAAGUGUUAGACCUCUCCAGCAACUUUUUAGCAAAAGACAUAACACACACUUCCUUUCCUCAUUCACUGCCUUUCCUAGAAGAACUAGAUCUCUCUUUUAAUUAUGAGCUCCAGAGGUAUCCUUCAUCACUAAACCUGUCUCAGUCUUUCUCCUCUCUGAAGUCUCUCAGGAUCCUGAGAAUCAGAGGCUUUGUGUUCCAAGAACUCAAACAACAAGAUAUUCAACCUCUGACUUUUUUGGAGAAUCUCGAAAUGAUUGACCUCGGGACAAACUUCAUCAAGUUAACUAACCUAAGCAUCCUCAAAGGGCUGAAAAAUUUCCGCAUCAUCAAUUUAUCGGACAACAAAAUCUCAUCGCCUUCAGAGGCUGAGCAUGCAGCUGCACUGGCAAUGGCACGUGGCUUUCCCAAGCAGGACGACACUUCCCCAAUGUCACGAGGCGCUCAGUACCGCAGUGGAGAAGUGAGAGAGAUUCACUAUUUCAGAUAUGAUGAAUAUGCGCGAAGCUGCAAAAGUAAAGAUAAAGAACUUGGAACUCUGAGUCCUUUCAACACACAGUGUAGCUCCUUUGGAAAAACCCUGGAUCUCAGCAGAAACAACAUUUUUUUUUUACAUUCAAGAUUCUUGAAUCUCGGUGAGCUCCGGUGUCUCAAUCUAUCAGGAAAUGCCAUGAGCCAAGCUUUAAAUGGUACUGAAUUUAUUUAUCUUAAAAAUCUGAAAUACCUCGACUUCUCCCACAAUCGUCUUGAUUUGAUGUUCUCCUCAGCGUUCAAGGAACUGAGCAAUUUAGUCGUGUUGGACAUCAGUCACAACAAUUAUUACUUUGAAGCAGAGGGCUUGACUCACAUGCUAAAUUUUACCAAAAAUCUCCACAAACUGACCAAGUUAAUAAUGAACCACAAUCAAAUAUCCACAUCCACCAACAUGGAGAUGCAGAGUUUAUCUCUGGAAUAUUUGGAAUUUAAAGGCAACCGCCUUGAUCUAUUAUGGCGAGAUGGUGAUACGAGAUAUCACAGCUAUUUUAGAAAAUUAAUGGUCUUAAAAUCCCUCGACAUCUCUCACAACAACCUUAACUUCAUUCCCAAGCAGGUUUUUCAAAGCCUUCCGGAAACACUCACAGAAUUCCACAUUACAAACAACAUAUUGAAAUCGUUCUACUGGGACGGUCUUAGGUUUCUACCAAACCUGGAGCUCUUAGACCUUAGUGGUAAUCACUUAACAAUCGUGCCUCCAAAGCUUUCCAACUGUUCGAAAUCUAUUGCGACGCUGGUUUUGCGCAAGAAUCAAAUCUUGAGGCUGAGCCCAGAGUUCCUCCAAGAUGCGUUUAGCCUGACAAGGCUGGAUCUGAGUUAUAAUCAAAUCAAGUACAUUGAAGAGUCAAGCUUCCCUGAAAACGUCAUAGACAAGCUGGAGGUUCUGUUCUUAAACAACAACCGGUUUGUGUGCUCGUGCAACGCCACGUGGUUCGUCCGAUGGAUCAAUCGCACGUCUGUGUACAUUCCCCGACUAGCCACUGACGUCACCUGUGCUUCCCCUGGCACGCAGCGAGGCCAGAGUGUGAUUUCUCUCAACCUCCAAGCCUGCCAGCAUAACUCUCUGUCCAUAAUUCUCAGUAUCCUGACCACUUCUGUGAUCCUGAGUGUCCUCAUCCUGUCCAUCUCCAGCCAUCUCUUUCUCUGGGAUGUGUGGUACAUCUACCACUUCUGCCUCGCCAAAAUCAAGGGCUACCGUCGCCUUCUCUCGGAAAGCACGGCAUACGACGCCUUUGUAGUCUACGAUAAAACUGACACGGCGGUGAGCGACUGGGUGUUGCAGGAGCUCCGUGUUCAGCUGGAAGACCGUGGUGAACCAAGGCUCCACCUUUGCUUGGAAGAACGUGACUGGGUUCCGGGUUGUCCCCUCAUUGAGAACCUUUCUCAAAGCAUUCAGCUUAGCAAGCGCACCAUAUUCCUCCUGACCACUCACUUUAUCCGGAGUGGCCACUUCAAGACCGCGUUCUACCUGGCACACCAGCGGCUCAUGGAUGAGAAGGACGACGUCAUCAUUCUGAUUUUCCUGGAGAGAUUUUCAUCCAGUCACUCCAAGUACCUGAGGCUCAGGAAGAGGCUGUACAAAAGAUCCGUGCUGGAAUGGCCAAGGAAUCCUCAAGCGCAGCAGUAUUUCUGGUUUUGUCUCAGGAGCGUCAUGGCCACUGAAAGCCAGCAGCACUACAACAAGCUCUUCCAGGAAACCCUGUAACAGUCAUGAUGGGAUUUUUACAUACAGUAUAUGCAGUGUGUCCUGUUUUUUUUUUUUUUUUAUUUUAAAUGGUCUCCAAAUGUUUUACCACCUCGAAGUUGAUUAUUUUCCUAUACAAACAUGUCCCGAAGUGUUUUCUUCUUCCUAUACCAAAGCGUUUUUUUUUUAUAAAAAGGAAAACAAAUUUUUUAUAUAUUAAAGAAUUAAAGUAUAACACGUCAUGAUUUUUUUCAAACUAUACUUUUAAUGUUAUGGAAUCAACAAUUACACGUUUUUUUUUUUUUUAUCUCUUUAUGUCAACAUACACCUGUGUGUGAUCUGUUACUAUAGAAACGAUAACAAGCACAUUAAUAUAAACCUGCGAUGUGCAGCUGCACUACUGAGCUGCUGAUCAACGCCUUCUGACCAGAAUUCAACGCUGCUGUGAUACAAACAUCGUUUAAAUUACAUUGCAUUGUUCAUUUGUUUUGUGUUGUGCUUCAACAUGUGUAUUAAUUAGUCAUUUUUUUUUGUCUUGUAUGAAAAAUAAAAUCUGCUAUUUUAAACUUGUUUCGAGUCAUGUUAAAUAAUCGUAAAAUGCUACAAUACAAACGACACAGAUUAUUCAAUAAGAUAAACAGUAUUGUGUGCAUUAGUGUGUUGUUGGAGUGUAACGCACUAACAUUAUCUGUAUCAUGCUCCAAAUAUCCAUUCACUUGGCACACACCCUUAUCCAAGGGAACUUACAUUUAUCUCAUUUAUACAUCCAUUUUUCUUAAA
Messenger RNA from Pangasianodon hypophthalmus (striped catfish), 4421 nucleotides. It is a transcript of the gene tlr7, whose product is annotated as toll-like receptor 7. The record is from RefSeq and is a predicted model, not a curated record. The transcript has 2 exons. The coding region runs from base 465 to 3662 and encodes 1065 amino acids. Gene Ontology annotation, cellular component: plasma membrane. Lineage: Eukaryota; Metazoa; Chordata; Actinopteri; Siluriformes; Pangasiidae. Gene Ontology annotation, biological process: defense response to virus; toll-like receptor signaling pathway; positive regulation of interleukin-6 production. Gene Ontology annotation, molecular function: protein binding; pattern recognition receptor activity.